Messenger RNA from Biomphalaria glabrata, 5612 nucleotides. RefSeq names its product DNA helicase MCM9-like. Gene Ontology annotation, biological process: double-strand break repair via homologous recombination. Bases 119 to 5434 code for a protein of 1771 amino acids. The transcript has 19 exons. Gene Ontology annotation, cellular component: nucleus; MCM complex. Gene Ontology annotation, molecular function: ATP binding; single-stranded DNA binding; single-stranded DNA helicase activity. Lineage: Eukaryota; Metazoa; Mollusca; Gastropoda; Planorbidae. The record is from RefSeq and is a predicted model, not a curated record.
AUAUUACUAGAUCUAGAUUCUAAUUUAGAUUUAGAUUCUAGAAUAUUCUAGAUCAAGACGUGAAAGAUCUAGAAUCUAGACCUAUAUUGACACUAGAUCUAUAGAUCUAAUACACAGAAUGGAAUUUGGUAAUGCUACUAAAGGAAACUAUGAUUAUAAUGGAAGUCUAAAAGAUUAUCUACUAGCUAAUCACAGACAAGAUGUUAUAAAGAUUCUUGAAGCCAGUGAUGAUGGAGAUUAUCAUAGUCUUACUGUCAACUCCCUAACUCUGUUUGAAGCCAACAUGGAGUUCUGUGAUUUACUAUUGACCCAACCACUUUCUUUCCUGAACAUGUUUGACAGAGCACUAGUAGAUGCAGAGAACAAAUUGAAACAAGAUCUAGUCAAAGAUGGAAAACAGUCUCAGCUGACUGUCAAGACUAAAGUCCACGUCCGUGUCAUGUCACUGCCACUGUGCCCAGAACUUAGUAGAACUACCCUACCUAAAACUGGGGACAUAGGAAAUUUCCUUUCUGUCACAGGUACAGUUAUUCGAACAACUCUCAUACGUGUUCUAGAACAUGAAAGAGAUUUUCUCUGCUCCAAAUGUCGAGCAGUGAACGUUGCCAAGGCAGACUUUGAGCAGUAUUACAGUCUUUGUAAACCUAAUGUCUGCACUAAUGAGGCCUGUGGCAGUAACAGUUUUAUCCCAUUGGAGGACUCGGCCUCAGGCCCUAGUAAGUGCAGAAACUAUCAGGAAAUUAAAAUUCAGGAGCAAGUACAGCGUUUGUCAAUGGGUACGAUCCCACGUUCUAUGUGGGUAGUUCUGGAAGAUGACCUUGUAGAUGGCUGUAAGGCAGGAGAUGAUGUCACUAUAUGUGGGACAGUUCGUCACAGGUGGAGACCAGCUGUACUUGACGCCAAAUGUGACGUGGAAAUUGUUCUCUACGCUAACCAUAUUCUGGUGACCAAUGAACAGAGAAACCAUGUGAUCAUUACCCAAGAGCUGAAAGAUGAAGUCAUUAAAUUUUGGGAUGAGCACAAGGACAGUCCUUUAAAUGGAAGAAACAAGAUACUGGCCAGUUUCUGUCCGCAAGUGUAUGGUUUAUAUGUUGUGAAAUUGGCAGUCACAGUAGUUCUGGCUGGCGGCGUGCAGAGGGUUGAUGAUGUUGGCUCUAAAGUCAGAGGAGAGAUUCACAUGCUGCUUGUUGGGGAUCCAGGCACAGGAAAAUCUCAAUUCCUAAAAUACGCCUCCAAAAUCAGGCCAAGGUCAGUUUUGACUACUGGAAUAGGAAGUACCAGUGCUGGGUUAACAGUAACUGCUGUUAAGGAUGGCGGGGAGUGGCAGCUGGAGGCUGGGGCCCUUGUAUUGGCUGACGGGGGUCUGUGCUGCAUCGAUGAGUUCAACUCCAUCAAAGAACAUGACAAGGCCAGUAUCCACGAGGCAAUGGAACAGCAGACCAUCAGUGUGGCCAAGGCAGGACUGGUUUGUAAACUGAACACAAGAACAACCAUCUUGGCUGCGACCAACCCGAAGGGACAUUAUGAUCCAAACGAGUCCCUGUGUGUUAACAUUGCUCUGGCCAGCCCACUGUUGUCCAGGUUUGACCUAGUUCUGGUUUUGUUGGACACUCACAACAACCACUGGGACCGUGUGGUGUCCACUUUCAUAUUGCAAGGAAAGCAUCCAAUGGACUGUGGUGAUGCCAGUGAUAUGUGGCCCAUGGAUAAGAUGCAAGCCUAUCUGACUCUGAUUAAAUCUAUUAACCCCCAGCUCACUCCAGAAUCUAGCCGUGUGCUUCAAGCUUAUUAUCGAGCCCAGAGAGCAGCUGAUGACAGAAAUGCUGCUAGAACAACCAUGAGGCUGCUGCAGAGCAUGAUACGCCUGGCUCAAGCUCAUGCCAGACUCAUGUUCAGAGAGACAGUGACUGUGCAGGAUGCUGUUGUGGCUGUCACCUUAAUGGAGUCAAGUAUGCAGGGUGCUGCAUUAUUGGGAGGUGUAAACAUUCUCCAUACAGCCUUCCCAGAAGAUGCAGACACAGAGUAUUUGGUGCAGGCUGAACUGAUUCUAAAAAGACUAGGUUUGGAGGACAUCUUACAACUAGAGCUUCAGAGUCAGAAUAAAAUGAAGGAACAAAGACAGAGAAAACAAAAAGAACUGAAGGCAUUAGAAAAAAUAAAUCCAGUGAAGAAUAUACAGCGCAUCACUUCACAGGAGGCCAUGCAUGGUCCAACUAAUGCUGACUUGUCUCCUCAACAGGAUGCCACUGGCAAAAAACUGCCGUCACAUAACCAAUUUCAUGUACCGCCUUCAGCCAGUGUUGAGUCCAAUCAGAUUGUAUCAUCUGUCCAAAUCCAACAUGAUCUUGCUGUCCAGGAAACAGAUGCCAACUCCCCAUCACAUUGUCCAGACAUCAACUUCAACUCUGAGUCUUUUAUACAGAGUACACCUUGUCAACCAGAUCAACCCAGAGCAAACCUAGAUCUCUCAAGUAUCCAAGGGAGGACAGAAUCCAUAAAAACCCAGCAGGUUGGAACCCAGCUUCACACCAACCGUGUAACCAUCCAGGAUUACAGAGGAAACAAGUAUGGGGCCAGCCAUUUGUUUGCUGUCAACCAAGAGGAUGACUGGUUGAAUGACCUCUCUCUUGAGGAGGAGCUAGCACACGAUACGUCAGAUGCUUCGUUCCUGACAAACUUGUUGAACAACAAAAGUCAGUUUCAUAAUGAUAAACAAAAUGUUGGCAUAACAUCUCAGCUUACAACAUCAACACAGCCUGUUGGAAGUGUAGCAAUAACAAAAGAUGCUGCUACAAUAGGUGCAGUGAUAAAAGAAAGAAUUCAGUUUAUGGAAGGUCGUGAAAAAUUAAAGCAGCAAGUUGACCAAGAGGAAAUGAACUUGUUAACAACUAAAAACCCAAAUAAACUCACCUACACAAAAACAAAUUCUAACUGUAUCAAAAAGUUAAACAAAAAGAAGUUGAAAAAGAAAAAAAAGAUUGUUAAAGGAAAAACAAAAGACAAUUUGGCAAGGAAAUCCAAAAUUAAAAGAAAUUGUCUUGACGAUAGCAAUGAAGUCACAGGAAAUAGUUCUUGUGACUUAGAGAAGGAUGAUGGGAUGCAGACAGCAGAAGACAAAGAUGUAUGUCCUGCUAAGCCAAAAAGUUUGUAUGAGGACAGUGAUGGUUGUAAGAGCACUGAACCUAAAACAAAACAAUCCACUAGGAAAAGGAAAAAGUCUGAUACCAGUGAAUGUGAUGAUUUUGAAAGUGUGCACCUUGCAGAGAGUUGUUCUAAGGAGAUCAGCUCUUGUGGAAACAAGAUGAAAACUUCUGACACUAGAAUUAAGACAAGAAAAGUGAAACAACAAAAUGAUAAGAAAAGAAGGAAACAAAUGGUGGCUGUUGAAUCUUGUUCUAUCCAUGAAGUUGAAAGCGUUGGGACCCAGCCUGAGUCUAGAACAAAAAACUUUGCUCAAAAGAUUUCUUCAUCAACUCUAAGUAAACUCUUGAAGUUUUCAUUCAGUUCUGAUACUGACCAGGACAUGUCAGUACAAACCCAGGGGUCAGUUGAUGAUGGCUUACCUAAAAACUGUGAACAGCCAACUCCUCUGCCUGUCAAUUGUGGAAGAAAGGCAUCUGCCAAAUUGCAGUCUCCCCUUAUUCAAAGCAGUGACAGCAAAAGAUCACCAGAUAAUCAAAACUCUCAGAAAGACUGUAGACCAAUUUCCAAAGAAAGCACAAAGGCUUUCUUGACUUCUUCAAAGGUAAUGUCUAAAUCACCUCCAUUGCUUUCCUCAGGGGAAUACAACUCUGCUAGUUCCAUGCAAGGUCUCAAUGUCACAGAUGGUCGUCCAUCUUCUGAUGAAAUUCACAUGAACGUAAAUCCUGUUGCCAAACUUGCUCAAUCAGGAAGCAGUUUUCUAGUUGCAGUACAAAGUAGAUGUAGCAAGAAUGAUGUCGACGAGGAAAGCAGAUCAACUCAAGUCAAGGGCACUGCCAAGCAACAAACCUCUGAAUCAAGCCUCAGUGGGCUAAGUAGUGAAAACAAUGUUGAGACCAGUCAGACCAAAGGGACACCAGAAUUUCUGUGCAGGUUCAAAUUUGAGAAGAAAACUCACAAAUCUGUUCAUUCUAACAUGUCCAGUGCAGUUGUUUCUGACCAUCCUUUAAACAUUGCCACUCAAGCAAAAAUAAAGAGUAAAAAUAAAUAUUCAACUGACCUACAAACUUCAUUGUCUAAGAUUGAAAAAAACUGGACUUCUUUAAUGGACAAAGGUCAGUCCAGAAAAUGUAUUUAUGGUAACCUGGAACUUGACAAUGAGGGUCAAAAUGGCCACACGUCUCAUCUCAGCCCUGGAGAAAAGACUUGCCUUGAAAGUAAAGAAGAAUACAAGCUUCAAACAUUUCAUCUACCUGAGUCACUGACCGAUGACUUGGACAGUAUUUUAGAUGAACAAAAUGACCAUUGGUCUCAUUAUUUCCCCACUACUACUACUACUAAUACUGCUUCUGACCAGUUUAGACCUUUGGUCACAGGAUUAACAAACUUUGCAACCUCCUCUGAAGUUAGCUGUGACAGCACUCAGCCAUUGAGGGACAAUAUCUCACUAACCAGGACAGCAGAGUUGGCCCCUGUAGCAAAUGCACUGAUCAACAUCAACCAACAUGAUGUAAAAACACCAACGCACAACAAUCAUCAAGUCGCUGAUACACAGAACAGCAUAGACUGGAGUGAUAUUAACCUGAGUCCUAAUCUCAGUCUUACAGUAGAAGAUAGUAACGAUACACAAAGCAGCAUAAAUCCCAGUCUUUGCAAUGACAGUCUUCCUGUUCCUGAUAAUUUUUUAUCUCAGUACAGGGAAGCCAUCAGGGCCACCCCAUCCCAGCUAAGCUGUGCCAGCCCAUACCAGCUAAGCAGUGCCUCAUUGUUUAGUGCAGCACAUUCCAUUCAAACUUCCCAGUGCAGCCAAACUGCCAUAAGUUCUACACCUCAGUCGAGUAUAACCCCUAGGACUACUUCACCCCAGUCCCACAAUGCCCCGGUGUCUCUUUCUCACCAGAAGGUCAAAUUCAAACAGUUCACUUUCACCAAGCUCAAAGAGUCAAGCCAUAAAACAUCAGCGGAGCCAUCGCUGGACAGUCAAAGAUCAAAAGUGAGCCAGGUUAUCAGGGAGACUCCCCUGUCAUCUUGCUUGACCUCCCGUCAGAACAAAACAGACAACCAAUUCCAAAAAGAACAUUCUUCAUCCCUGUACAGUGUAUCUUUGAACAGCUCACUCAGCCGUACAUCUGAUCGCACGAGGUCUGGUUCUACCAUUCAACCUUCACAACGUAAAGCAGCUUCUGGUCCCAACAACUGGGCAAAAGCUAUUUCUAAAACUCCUUCAAUAUUUUCAUCACAAGAUGAUAUGUUUGAUGAUGACAUAGACCAAUUAUUAAACUCGGACUUGUGAUGACCUAAACAUCAUGGUACCAGUAUGCGCUCUGGAGUGUUGACUUGAUGGUCUGUUUUAAAACCCUGCCUGCUGUCAGCCCUUGCCAUCUUGCGGGACCUUUUGGGCUGGCAUGCAAUAAUCUUCAAUUCUGAAGGAAUAUCCAAAACUUGUCAAACAAUUAAAAAAAUAUGAUGAA